AUGAUUCUUUUAUCACGAUUAAAAACAUGCUUUUAUCUGAAUCAUAAAUUAUUACAAAGACAAUUUAAUAACCAUGCUUACAAUAAAUUUCAUUUUAAUCUUAAGUCAAAAAAGGAGACAGUAACAAGUCGAAAAUUUUCUAGUUUUUAUUCAUCUAUUUUAUCGAAAUUAAAAGUUAAAAAAUCAACAAUAAGAUUUAUAUCGACUGAUGGAACUGUUAAGAAAACAGCUAAAAUAUCACAGGCUGAUAUUAGAAGAUUAUUGAAAUUGGCAAAACCAGAAAAAUGGAAAUUAUUAGCUGCAGUCGGAUUUCUACUAGUUUCAUCAGCCGUCAGCAUGGCGGUUCCAUUCAGUUUAGGCAGAGUUUUAGAUAUAAUAUAUAAUAGUACUUCAGAUAUGAAAAUAGCGAGAGAACAACUAAACAAGUUAUGUCUAAUUUUAUUCGGAGUAUUUUUACUAGGUGGAAUAUGCAAUUAUGCAAGAGUUUACUUAAUGUCAACGACAGCUCUAAGAAUGACUCAGUCCUUACGAUCUCAAGUAUUUUCAUCAAUAUUGAAACAAGAACCUGCCUGGUUUGAUACAAGAUCUACUGGGGCUUUAAUAAAUAGAUUAUCUGCAGAUACUCAAUUGGUUGGUCAAUCUAUUUCAACCAACUUAUCUGAUGGACUUAGAUCAACUGCUAUGGUUGCAGCUGGCACUGGAAUGAUGAUAUAUACAUCUCCAGAAUUAUCUCUAGUAGCUUUGACCAUAGUUCCUCCUUUAGCAGGAUUUGCAAUAUUUUAUGGACGAUUUGUAAGAACAAUGACAAAAAAGGUCCAAGAUAGUCUGGCAGCUACUACACAGGUUGCAGAAGAAAAAAUUGCUAAUAUUCGAACAGUAAAAAUAUUUGGAAAAGAAUUACAAGAGUCUUACUUUCUUAAUAAGAGAUUGCAAGAAGUUUUAAAAUUAGGUUAUAAGGAAUCCAUAGCCAAAGCUGGUUUCUUUGGGUUUACCGGAUUUUCAGGGAAUGUAAUGAUGAUAUCAGUUCUAUAUUAUGGUGGAACACUUGUAGCAGAUUCUAGUAUUACUAUUGGAUCUUUGACAUCAUUUUUAUUAUAUGCAGCUUAUAUAGGAGUUUCUAUAGGUGGUCUUACAUCAUUUUAUUCUGAAUUAAAUAAAGGCAUUGGAGCUGCUGAAAGAUUGUGGGAGAUAAUGGAUAGAGAACCACUCGUAGCUGGCUUAGGUGUAAUUCCCGAAAAAAAAGUUAUUGGUGAUAUAAAAUUCUCUAACUUAAGUUUCCAUUAUCCUACAAGACCCGAGCAAGAUGUUUUUCAUGAUUUUACUCUGGAUGUGCCAGCAGGAAAAGUCACAGCAUUGGUCGGUAGAAGUGGUUCAGGAAAGAGUACUUUAGGAUCUCUUUUACUUCGACUUUAUGAACCACAAAAAGGUGCAAUACUUCUUGAUAACAUGAAUUUGAAAAAUCUUGAUGUGAAUUGGUUGCGCAAUAAUAUAGGGGCUGUAAGCCAAGAGCCCAUAUUAUUUUCUGGCACGAUUCGUGAGAAUGUGUUAUAUGGAGCACCAUAUCCGGACCAAGUUUCUGAAGAACGUUUACUAGAUGCUAUGAAACGCGCACACGUGAUCGAUUUUACUCAAACCUUACCUCAAGGAGUCGAUACAAUUGUUGGGGAAAGAGGCAUUAUGCUUAGUGGUGGCCAAAAGCAAAGAGUUGCAAUAGCUAGAGCCAUUAUAAAGGAUCCUGCUAUUUUAAUCCUUGAUGAAGCAACUAGUGCUUUAGAUACUCAUUCAGAACGGUUAAUACGUUCAGCACUGGAGGCUCUGACUUUAGAAAAAUCUCGUACUGUGUUAGUAAUAGCUCAUCGUCUCAGCACUGUUCGAGGGGCUGAUUCAAUCGCUGUCUUAAAAGACGGCAUGAUUGUUGAAAGAGGUACUUAUGACCAACUAAUUAAUAAGAACAAAGGAUUUUUCAAGGAAUUGGUUCUACACGAAGAUACAAAAGUAGAAACAUUUAGUUAAUAGUGGAUAUUAAUAUUAAUAUAUUGGAGUUCAAGCACAAAGUGGAUUUUGUUCAGAGUAAUAUAUAUUAUCUUUUCUAUGGAAAAUAUUUCUUUAUCCAAAAAGAAACUUCAUAAGCUCACA
Ctenocephalides felis (cat flea) is the source of this 2136-nucleotide messenger RNA. RefSeq names its product ATP-binding cassette sub-family B member 10, mitochondrial-like. NCBI's taxonomy places the organism in Eukaryota, Metazoa, Arthropoda, Insecta, Siphonaptera, Pulicidae. Gene Ontology annotation, cellular component: membrane. Gene Ontology annotation, biological process: transmembrane transport. The transcript has 10 exons. The record is from RefSeq and is a predicted model, not a curated record. Bases 1 to 2013 code for a protein of 670 amino acids. Gene Ontology annotation, molecular function: ABC-type oligopeptide transporter activity; ATP hydrolysis activity; ATP binding.